This is a messenger RNA of Aphidius gifuensis, 1458 nucleotides long. RefSeq lists its product as uncharacterized. The transcript is spliced from 3 exons. Lineage: Eukaryota; Metazoa; Arthropoda; Insecta; Hymenoptera; Braconidae. The record is from RefSeq and is a predicted model, not a curated record. Bases 1 to 1458 code for a protein of 485 amino acids.
AUGCUACGUUACGAUGAUGGUGAGAAAGGUAGCCAAAUGUUAUCUCGUGUUAUAACUGUUGAUGAAAAAGUUGGUCAACUCUUCAGAAAAAAAGGGUACCUUUUGGAACAAACAGAUGAGCCAGAAAGUACUAUGCUUGUUACUGCUGAUGCAAAAUUUGUAAAAAAACUUUUAAAAACCAAAGAGCUCGCAGCAGACAUUUAUACUGACGGAACAUUUCCGUCCAGUAUCAGUAUGAAUGAACUCGAAUUAUGUCAAACUUAUAUAAUUCAAAUUGGAGCAUACAAUCAGGGUACUAGAAUUAAAUUGAGAUUCAUCGAUUCAUAUAGAUUUAUGGCUAGUUCCAUAGAUUCAUUAUCAAAUAAUUUAGAUGAUAAUAAAAAAUCAAUAACAAGAAGCCUCUGUAAAAAUGAUGAUGAAUUCAAUUUAAUUACAAAGAAGGGAGUAUUUCCGUAUCUUGAUAAAUGGGAAAAAUUUGAUGACACAACACUUCCAUCGAAAGAACAAUUUUAUUCGAAAUUGAAUGAAGAAAAUAUUUCAGAUAAAGCAUAUGCACAUGCUCUAAAUGUUUGGCAAAUGUUUAACAUAAAAACCUUGCGAGAAUAUUCUGAUUUAUAUUUACAGACUGAUGUUGCUCUUUUAGCUGAUGUUUUUGAAAGCUUCAGAGCUGAUUGUUUGAAUACAUAUAAGUUAGAUCCAGCACAUUAUUAUACACUACCUGGACUUAGUUUCAGUGCAAUGUUGAGAUAUACUCAGAUUGAAUUGGAAUUGUUAACAGAUCCUGAAAUGAUGUUGUUUAUUGAGCAAGGUAUAAGAGGUGGUUUAUCACAAGUCUCAAAUCGAUAUGGAAAAGCAAAUAAUCGAUAUAUGGGCAGUGAAUAUAAUCCUGAGGAAGAAGAGUCAUUUUUAAUGUACCUUGAUUUAAAUAAUAUGUAUGGAGCAGCAAUGAGAGAAUAUCUUCCAACUUGUAAAUUUGAAUGGAUUGAUAACUUUGAUAUUUCAAUAUUAAAUUCAACUGCUGAUAAUUCAAAAUAUGGAUACAUUCUUGAAGUUGAUUUAGAUUAUCCUGCAAGUUUGCAUCAUCAUCAUAAAGAUUUUUCUUUAGCACCAGUACGCGAAAAACCACCUCUAGAAACCAGGAUGAUUAUUACUAAAGUUCAUCGUGUUUUGAAAUUUCAACAAAGUUCAUGGCUUCAAUCUUAUAUUGAUCUUAAUACAGAGUUACGAAAGAAAGCCCGUAGUGCAUUUGAAAAAGAUCUUAGAAAAUUAUUUAUCAAUGCAAUUUAUGGUAAAACUUUUGAGUCUGUAAGAACUCGUAAAUCGAUAAAACUUGUACAAAAAUAUGGUGGUAGAGGUGGAGCAAGAUUUUAUAUAUCAAAGCCAAACUUUCACAGUCACUUAAUCAUUGAUGAUCUUGUUAUAAUUGAGAUGAAACCAACAAGUAUACUUUUUGAUUAA